AUGUGGAAGCGAGAUAGAGCUGCUGUAGUAGCAGGAGUCAUUGUUGGAGAGAAUGGACAAUUCGAAAUUAGCAAAAGUGCGGUAGGUGUUGAAAGCACGGCAAAGCGCACCGAAGACCUCUGUACGCCUCGUGCGGCAAGCAGUGAAGCUAAUCAUUGUACCACGAUACAUACACGCUCAUCUUGCCGGUAUUAA
Molecule: messenger RNA, 195 nt
Organism: Plasmopara halstedii
Lineage: Eukaryota; Oomycota; Peronosporomycetes; Peronosporales; Peronosporaceae
Exons: 2
Coding region: 1-195 (64 amino acids)
Source: RefSeq, a predicted model, not a curated record